Molecule: messenger RNA, 1795 nt
Organism: Gaeumannomyces tritici R3-111a-1
Lineage: Eukaryota; Fungi; Ascomycota; Sordariomycetes; Magnaporthales; Magnaporthaceae
Exons: 2
Coding region: 503-1747 (414 amino acids)
Source: RefSeq, a predicted model, not a curated record
GGUGCCGCGCACUCCUGACGCGUUGGGUCAACUUGACCAAGAAGAUUUCCAAACCAUUGUCAUCGCCCUCCUCUCGGCGCUACAGAUCCUUCCCGCCUCUCGUUUGCUUCGCUCCGGCGGCACAGGCAAAAAUGUCCUCGCUGACAUUGCAAGACUCAACUUGGUCGUUGCUUCCGACGACUUCGACCUCGACCGUAUCAAGCCCCUGCUGCGUGCGGCCCUCGCCGGUGAUCCAAACGAUGCCCUGAUCUGGGAUCAAGUCUACCGCGCCGUCGCCGAGUCCACCCCGCCUCCCCGCCUAGUGCCAUCUUCCUUCCAGCAAACCCCAUGGCUACACAACACGGGCAGUUUUGCCAACUCCUCGGAAUACCGCCAAGAUGUGGACAGGGUCCUUAGGUUGGAGCUUGGUCCUCUCUAUGUUGGGCUUCCUGGCUUCCGCGAAGUCUUUUUUGGGCGCGUGGCAGGUUUACAUGCAGCGUCCAAGGCCGUUUUGGAGAAGUGCAUGGAAGGCAGCAAUCCACUUUUCGGCGGCGAAGGGUGGAGCGGAUGGCCAGCAGGGGCACAAGAGAAGGAAGUGCUAAACUGGCUCGACAACAUAAUCCUAAAGCUGGACGCAUUUGCGGAAAACUACAGGCCGACCCCAACACGUCGACGAAGACCACUGGCACAGCCUAAUACGCCGAUCCAGGGUUUAACGGGAGAGCGGAAGCUGGACGUCGGCUUGGUGGACGACCCCGAGGCCGGAAAAGAUUCGAAAUGCCGCUGGUCGCAGAUUUUCGUGCCUGGAGAGCUAAAGAGCAACCGCUCUGCAGACAUAGCCUUAAAGGCGUGGCUUGAUGUGGGGAGGUAUGCAAGAGAAGUGUUCGCGGCGCAAGAUACCCGCCGCUUCGUUUUGGGAUUUAUUCUUUGCGGGCCUUUUAUGAGGUUGUGGGAGUUUGACCGGCUGGGCGGAAUUGCGUCCGACAAGUUCGACAUUAACGAAGAUGGGCUGCAGUUUGUAUCUACGAUUUUCGGGUUUCUGUGGAUGAGCGAGGAGGAGCUCGGCUUCGACCCCACAGUCGUCAAGGCAGAGGGCCAGCGGUUUAUUGUGAUCGAGCGGGACGGCCGGACAGAGCGUUUCGUUAUCGACGAGCUGAUGGCGCGUGCACCUUGCAUCGCCGGCCGCGCGACCACUUGCUGGAAAGCAUAUCGGGAAGGAGACCCACAGACACAAUUCGUAAUUAAGGAUUCGUGGCAGUAUACGGAGCGCGACGAAGAAGGGGACCUGCUCCAAGAAGCAACUGAUAAGAGCGUGGUUAACGUGGCCCGGUACUACCACCACGAGACGGUUCAAAUACACGGCACAGAUGACGAUAUUCGAAGCAACGUUCGCCGAGGACUGGCUAUCACAACAGCUACCAACUACAGGCCGGAGCGCUCGAUGCCGCCGCCGAGUGCAAUCGCGUCUGGGCCUUCGCAGAGAGGCCGCAGCAGCAGCAGCACUGCUGGCAAGAAGCGAUCAUCCAGCCAGAUUGGCGCCGCCCUCCCCCCAGCAAGCGAUCUUGUUCGGCAUCCCCAACGAAGGCUAGCGGCGACGCACUAUCGAACCGGAUGCACCGACGUGUCAUCCUUCGUGACUAUGGAAAGCCCAUCUACAAGGCAAGCUCUCGGUCGGCUCUCCUUGCCGCGCUGGAGGGUUGCAUCCAGGGACACGAGUCCUUGCUCAAGGCUGGCUUCCUUCAUCGGGACAUUUCGGUCAACAAUCUGAUAAUUAACGAGGAUGACAACGAAGAUGACAACGAUCACUCCUGGUCUU